AUGUCGGACAGCAAUAAUGCGGCAACUUCGUCAUGGAGAAUCACUGUACGACAACUUGAAUCGCUUGUGCGACUCUCCGAGGCUCUUGCGAGACUUCAUUGCGGUCGCGAGGUGAAAGCUGAGCAUGUGAAUCAGGCGGCGAAACUGCUCAACAAGUCGGUUGUUAGCAUUAUUUUAGAGAAAGCGGAUGUUGAUCUUGAAGAUGAUGAUUUCGACAAAGAUAUUGUCGUUGUGGAAGCGAACAAAGAGAAUGAGGAAGAACGAAUGGAGCAUGAUGGAGAGGAUGCAGAGAAUCUGAAGCCUAAGGCAAUCGACCCAGCGAAACUGAAAUUGAAAUAUGAGGAUUACAAAAAAUACAAACUCGGCGAUGAGGAUUAUGGAGGUGUGAAGCAGAGCGAGCUGGUCGAUUGGUAUCUCAACACGAUUGAAGAAGACCUUGGUUCGGAAGAGGAUUACUUCGUGCAGAAGACGGUCUGCAAGAGAGUCAUUCGCCGUCUGAUUCAUGACGAGCGUGUCUUCUCGAAGUCGAACAAGGAGAUGACCCGACACUUUGUGUGCAUCCAGACUACGCCGUGA
Molecule: messenger RNA, 576 nt
Organism: Caenorhabditis bovis
Lineage: Eukaryota; Metazoa; Nematoda; Chromadorea; Rhabditida; Rhabditidae
Source: the annotation of a GenBank genome assembly